AAAAAAAAAAAAGAAUUUUGCUUUGUUUCUAGGUGUAAAACAAAGGUAUAUCCAGAUAAUCUUCCUACAACAAGUGUGGUGAUUGUUUUCCACAAUGAAGCAUGGAGCACACUUCUGCGAACUGUCCAUAGUGUCAUUAAUCGCUCACCAAGGCACAUGAUAGAAGAGAUUGUUCUUGUAGAUGAUGCCAGUGAAAGAGACUUUUUGAAAAGACCUCUAGAGAGUUAUGUGAAAAAACUCAAAGUUCCAGUUCAUGUAAUUCGAAUGGAACAGCGUUCUGGAUUGAUUAGAGCGAGGUUAAAAGGAGCUGCUGUGUCCAAAGGCCAAGUGAUCACCUUCUUGGAUGCUCACUGUGAGUGUACAGCAGGGUGGCUGGAGCCUCUCUUAGCCAGAAUCAAACAUGACAGGAGAACAGUGGUAUGUCCUAUCAUUGAUGUAAUCAGCGAUGACACUUUUGAGUACAUGGCAGGCUCUGAUAUGACUUACGGUGGAUUCAACUGGAAGCUCAACUUUCGCUGGUAUCCUGUUCCCCAAAGAGAAAUGGACAGAAGAAAAGGUGAUCGGACUCUCCCUGUGAGAACACCUACAAUGGCAGGAGGCCUUUUUUCAAUAGACAGAGAUUACUUUCAGGAAAUUGGAACAUACGAUGCUGGAAUGGAUAUUUGGGGAGGAGAAAACCUAGAAAUUUCCUUUAGGAUUUGGCAGUGUGGAGGGACUUUGGAAAUUGUUACCUGCUCACACGUUGGACAUGUGUUUCGGAAAGCUACGCCUUACACGUUUCCAGGAGGGACAGGGCAGAUUAUCAAUAAAAACAAUAGACGGCUUGCAGAAGUGUGGAUGGAUGAAUUCAAGAAUUUCUUCUACAUAAUUUCUCCAGGUUGGUUUAUUUUGCAUUAGAAAUACAAGACUGUACCUUCCUUGUCCCUGAUCCUAAUGCUUUCCAAGGAGAGUUAGGAAGGUGGAA
Messenger RNA from Castor canadensis (American beaver), 964 nucleotides. The record is from RefSeq and is a predicted model, not a curated record. NCBI's taxonomy places the organism in Eukaryota, Metazoa, Chordata, Mammalia, Rodentia, Castoridae.